Messenger RNA from Acaulospora colombiana, 182 nucleotides. NCBI's taxonomy places the organism in Eukaryota, Fungi, Glomeromycota, Glomeromycetes, Diversisporales, Acaulosporaceae. The record is from the annotation of a GenBank genome assembly.
AUGUCAUCCCAAUCCAUUACUUCAAAUGUUACGGUUUUGAUUGAUAAUUACGAUUCAUUCACUUGGAACGUGUAUCAAUACCUUUCUGAACUCGGUGCAGAAGUUCAAGUCACCCAUCGACUGAUGCAGGAAUUUCCCGCGAUGUUAUUCAAUUUUUCUCAGGAAAGAUUCCUAUUCUUGGG